GUGUGUGUGUAGUAGGUGUGUGAGUAGUAGGUGUGUGUGUGUAGUAGGUGUGUGUGUGAGUAGUAGGAGUGUGUGUGUGUAGUAGGUGUGUGUGAGUAGUAGGUGUGUGUCAAGUAGGUGUGUGAGUAGUAGGUGUGUGUGUAGUAGGUGUGUGUGAGUAGUAGGUGUGUGUCAAGUAGGUGUGUGUGAGUAGUAGGUGUGUGUGUGUAGUAGGUGUGUGUGUGUGUAGUAGUAGGUGUGUGUGUGUGUAGCAGGUGUGUGUAGUAGGUGUGUGUGUGUAGUAGGUGUGUGUGUUGUAGGUGUGUGUGUGUAGUCGGUGUGUGUGAGUAGUAGGUGUAGUAGGUGUGUGUGAGUAGUAGGAGUGUGUGUGGUAGGUGUGUGUGUGUAGUAGGUGUGUGUGUAGUAGUAGGUGUGUGUGUAGUAGUAGGUGUGUGUACGGUAGGGGGCACUGGUUGCGCAUCAGCCAGUCAUCUCGGUCAACUGGGUCUGCCCCGUGACCUCCUGCCAGCGGGCGUUCGACACUUCACGUGGCCUCAAGAACCGUGAAAGCGUCAGACGAGGAGGGCACCGCGGUGCCGGGGCUCACGAUCGUGACUUGUUUUGAUUGCACGCCAGGCGCCUCAUCUCGACUCGUCAGAGAGCACCCCCAGUGGCAGCUCUCCCUGUGGGAUCGAGGUGACUCGGCACCUGGUCUGUAAAGGGGCAUCAGUCUGCCAGUAGGGGGCGCUGCUUGCUGCUGCUGCUUGCCGCUGUGGGAUCCCACGCGUGUCGUGGGUCCGGGGCUGUGAGUGGCACCUGCCCACUGGACUCCUGAAAAUACGCAGAGGAGACGAGGAGGAGGAGACGGGGAUGAUGGAUGAAGAGCCAGCCCCCACCGCGUCACCUGCCGGCUCGAUCCGCGCCAUCGAUCGCGGCACCGUCCACCAGAUCUGCUCGGGGCAGGUGGUGCUCACCCUCGCCACGGCCGUUAAGGAGCUGGUGGAGAACAGCCUGGAUGCCGGUGCCACCUCCAUCGAGGUGCGCCUCAAGGAGCAUGGAGCGGAGGUGGUGGAGGUGAGUGACAACGGCUCUGGGGUGGACGAGGACAACUUCCAGGGACUGACGUUGAAGCACCACACCUCCAAGCUGCAGGUCUUCUCGGAUCUCGCCUCGGUUGAGACGUUCGGCUUCCGUGGCGAGGCGCUCAGCUCGCUGUGUGCACUCAGUGAGCUGAGCGUGGUGACGUGUGCGCGUGCUGCGAGCGUGGGCACUCGCCUCGUGUUCGACCGGGAGGGGCACGUGGCACAGCGCUGUGCAGUGGCGCGUACGCCCGGCACCACCGUGACGCUGGCACACCUCUUCUCCUGCCUGCCCGUCCGUCACAAGGAGUUCCUGCGCUCCCUCAAGAAGGAGUUUUCCAAGAUGGUGCACGUGCUGCAGGCGUACUGCGUCAUGGCGGCCGGGGUGCGCAUCGCCUGCUCCAACCAGAGUGGCGCUGGAGGCAAGCGCAGCGUCGUGCUCGCCACGGCGGGAGCUCCCACCGUGCGGGAGAACAUCGCCGCCGUGUUCGGUGCCAAGCAGCUGCAGACGCUGCUGCCGCUGCAGCAGAGCACACCCAGCCCCGAGCUGUACGAGGAGUUCGGCCUCCACACCGGGGAGCUUGCCACCACAUUCCAGCUGAGCGGGUUUGUGUCGCGGUGCGAUCACGGUGCCGGGAGGAGCUCCGCUGACCGGCAAUUCCUCUUCGUGAACGGGCGACCCUGCGACCUGGCCAAGGUGAGCAAGCUGGUGAACGAGGUGUACCACUCGUACAACCGCCACCAGUACCCCUUCCUCGUUCUCAACAUCGUCUCCUCAACCGACCUAGUGGACGUGAACGUGACGCCCGACAAGAGGCUCGUCCUGCUGCAAGAGGAGCGCCUGCUCCUGGCUGUCGUCAAGGCGACGCUCACGAGCCUCUACGAGCCCACGCUAAAUCAGCUGCCCAUCAACACAACCCCCCGCCCGGGGCGCCCGGUCUCCAGUGCCCCGCGUUCCACGGGAGGAGGGCCCGAUAGGCCCCCGAAGGCCCCCGACGCUGGCAAGGCCCGAGCAUUCUCCGGCCUGGGCAGGGCCUUCGGCUUUCGGCCAUCGCUGGGAUUUGGGCGCGGCUCCAGUGAUGCGGCCCAGCCCUCGCCGACCAGCCCCGAGGAUUGUGGGAGUUUCUCCCAGGAUUGUGGGAAGGAAGCACCGGGGGACGGCUCACAGAGCGACGCAGGAGCGCAGGAGGAGGAGGAGGCUGCUGCCGAGGGUUCGGUCGACGACGGUUCUGCUCCUCUGUUGCGGUGCGAUUCUCCCCGUGUUGGCGGGUGCGGUGAGGUUGGAGGUGCCGCACGCGGUGAGGACCAGUGUUUGGGGGCAGUGUCGGUGGAAAAGGUGGUGAAGGAGGUGCGAGGGGGCAGCCCAAGAAUCCCGUCUGUGCCGGCGCCCACCUCCGUCGGCCUCGGGGUCCUGGAUCGCUUCCACCGCGAGCCGUGCCGAACCCAGCGGCCCGGCUCCGUGGUGUCGGUGCCGCUCAGCUCCGGGACGCCCAAGCGGCGCAGGGACAUGGCGACUGUGCAGCUCGGCGGGCCCGCUGGGCGCAAUCGCAAGGUCCGCAUGGAGGAGGAGGCAGAGGAGGCCACCGCGCAAGCGGAGGGGCCCGGUUGCACGGUGGAAGCGGCGCUCACGGCGCCGGCGGACGGGGCCUGUACGGUGGACGUCGCCAUGCGGGUGGUGCGCCGGGAGGUGCCGGUGCCGUUCUCGCUCACGCGGCUCCGGGCGCGGGCGCGCCGCGCCAUAGGGGGCACGGACUCCCCCACGGGGGCCGUGGACCCCCCCGGGGGGUGCAGGUUCCGCGCCAAGAUCAGCCCCUCCGACAAUCGCGCGGCCGAGGAGGAACUCCAAAAGAAGUUCCAUAAGCACAUGUUCGCGCACAUGGAGGUCGUGGGCCAGUUCAACCUGGGCUUUGUGGUGGCGCGCCUGGGCCCCGACCUCUUCAUCGUGGACCAGCACGCGUCGGACGAGAAGUACAACUAUGAGACGCUACGCCGGGACAGUGCCACUCUGCAUGGACAGCGUCUCAUUGCGCCCCUGAAGUUGCCUCUCACGGCCGUGGGGGAGCUCGUUCUCAUGGAGAACCUCGACAUCUUCAGGAAAAACGGGUUCGACUUCAUAAUCGACGAGCAAGCCCCAGCGACGGAGCGCGUGCGCCUCACCACACUGCCCGUGCAGCGCGGCUGGAUGUUCGGCGUGAGCGACGUGGAGGAGCUCGUUUUCCUGCUGAGCGACCGCCCCGGCGUCAUGUGUCGGCCAUCGCGCGUGCAGCAGAUGCUCGCCUCCAAGGCGUGCCGCAAGUCGGUGAUGAUCGGCACGGCGCUCAACGCUACUGAGAUGCGGCGGUUGCUGCUACACAUGGGAGAGAUGGAGCAGCCGUGGAGCUGCCCGCACGGCCGGCCCACCAUGCGCCACCUCAUCAACCUUGACCUCCUGACGGGGCCCGGCGGCCGCGACGGUCCGCAGCUACAGCAGCAGCAGCGUCGUCAUCAUCAGCACGCAGCAGCAGCAUCAGCAGUAGGACCAUCAGACGGGCAGGAAAACGCAGAUAUCUGAGCCAGCACAGUGAUGUUGAUUGUGGUGCCUGGACAGAGAGACUCGAGGUCCUAAUGCUGCACUGGGCCAGUGGCCGCCGACUCGGGGCCGUGGAACGACCGGUGAAGGUUCCUCGAGGCCCGCACAAAGUGGAUUGCGGAACUGAGCCAGAUGCUACGAUUAUUUGAAACAAAAUGGCGGAUUCUAUCACUCGAUACAGAAUAUUAGUUCGCGUCCCGUGGAGAAUGUCAGUCACAAUAUGAACAAGCAGACGAUCCACAUCCUUCCCAUGACGUGCAUUUAUAUUCGUGUGUAGCGGUGGAUCUUACUCCAUGGCGCUCCGCAGUUUAGAGGUUGUGUUAGGUAACGGGUUAGAGGAAGUGUUGAGGAUAGAGUUGGACUCAGAGAUAGUGUUAAGGCUAGGGGGUUAGGGAUAGGUUUGGGCAUGGCUAUGAUCAAGGACAGUGUUGGGGUUCGGGAUAGUGGUGGAGAAUUUGGAGCACGGGUUCCUAGCGAUGGAGGAACAGAAAAGUGCAAAAUGAGUUUUAAUCAACGCGAGUUAUAAGGGGGUGAGGGGCUCCAGGUGAAGGGCUGGGACUGGGAAACGGUUCGAGGUGGCACUGCUCACUGACCAUGUGCAGAGAACACGAAUAAUUUUCGUGCUCACGUUGGUGUUUAUGCGGUUCAUUGUGUUACUGUUGUGUUGGCUACGAUUUGUGGAUCUCACGUUGACCAUACGUUGACGUGUGGCCAGUUGCACAAAACAUUUUAAACGUGCCGUUUAUAUCGACUUAGUUUGGAAACUGCCAAUUAUUUUCCAGUGAGUUGUUUCUGUGUGACCAGAGCUGGCUGACAUGAAACGGUUUGUUUACACCAAGUGACUCGACAGCCUGGGACCAACCACAAGUUUUGACCCAGUGGUAGGGUUGCCACCUUGUACACGGAGCAAACCCCAACACGUGGCGCAGUCAGCCUAGGUCUAUAUCAGAACCACUGUGCAGUCCACUGUAAUAAAGUUCAAGA
Molecule: messenger RNA, 4611 nt
Organism: Lethenteron reissneri (Far Eastern brook lamprey)
Lineage: Eukaryota; Metazoa; Chordata; Hyperoartia; Petromyzontiformes; Petromyzontidae
Gene: PMS2
Product: PMS1 homolog 2, mismatch repair system component
Biological process (GO): mismatch repair
Cellular component (GO): MutLalpha complex
Molecular function (GO): ATP binding; ATP hydrolysis activity; mismatched DNA binding
Source: RefSeq, a predicted model, not a curated record